Molecule: messenger RNA, 2333 nt
Organism: Microbotryum saponariae
Lineage: Eukaryota; Fungi; Basidiomycota; Microbotryomycetes; Microbotryales; Microbotryaceae
Source: the annotation of a GenBank genome assembly
AUGGCAGCACCUACCGCUGAGCAUCUCGCUCAACAGCUAGCCCGAGUCUCAUCCUUGCCCGAAGAGCUUAUCCAAGUCGUCAAGACUGCUCGUCUCGCCCUCCGCGAUGACAUCCAACUCAGGUUCGUUCGUGCGGAGCUCCCAGGGGAGGUCAUGCCGGCAUUCGUGCUCAGUAGGAAACUAAUUCUUUCCUGAUACUCCACAGAUCCAUCUAUGGCCAAUCUUCAUCGUUCUGGACCUCGUUUGCCCAAGUUUGGCGCAAUCAAGCUCAACUGCUCGCCCGGGGCGAUUCGACGAGCGAGUUGGCUUCUACUUCAAGACAAGCGAUCACCUCGUUGGCGUAUUUGCUCUUGAGCAUCUGUACGAAUGAUCAGCACAAUCAAAGAAACGCAGCGUGAGUCAGCACUAGUCUCGGAACGUGGGGCAAUCUGGUGGUCUCUUUAACGCGCAGAAUUGUCACCCCUCUGUCCCAUCCCUCGAGACAGCUCCAAGAUCGAACCCCAUCUUCGCUCCGUCCUGCUCACUGCUUCAUCGCUGACUAAUCUCGAAAAUGAGCAGUGUGAGCUUGGUGAAGUAUUCGCCUAUCUUCCAAGAGCUCGACUGAUCUCAACCCACUUUGGCUCUCCCAGUCACCCCUAUGACAAGAGCUUGCUGUCAAGCGCUCGCGAACCUCAUCACCGGCAACGAAGACUUGGCAACCCAGGUCCUUAAAGCAAGGCUCGUGCUGGAAAAGGACGACAAACUGAUUUCGUGAGACGCGUACAGGUACCUCCACGAACGAUCAUCAGAACUUAAAUGAUUUGUGCCUUUUACAGUCGAUUGUUCGCAAGUCAAGAUUCUCAAACGCUCGAAGCAUUGCUCAUUUUUCUGCUCAACGUCAUUCAUGGGAGUCAGGAGCGAUCGUGAGUCGAAAUGCUCACAAUAUCAGGUGUAUUCAAAACUGACUUGCUUAUCCCGACCAUGCCAUCAGAACCCUCUUGGCGACCUGGGGUGACGGGCCCAAAGUGCUCGAUCGGAUGCUCGUCCUCAUUGAUUCGUUCACCAGUGACGAAGAGCAAGUUGAUGGCGCGGAUCCAAGUGCUGUCAAAGGGAAAGAAGCUGUGUUCAGUCUUGGGUCAGUAACAUCAUGGCGCGUUGAGGUAGGGCGUGGAUAGGGAUGGCGAGGCUGACGAUGCCUUUGUCCGGUCGACAGAUACGCGAUCGGGCAGCAAUUAAUUGAAAAUGGAGCUUGGCCACAAGCCUAUGAGAAUCAGCGAGCGUGAGUCUUGAUCACAAGUUCUACAUCUUCGCCCUGUCGGAAAGUUCAACUGAUCGACCAUUCCUUGCGCCCAACUCUCUGCCUACAGUAUGUCAGGCUUCAUCAUCUCAGCCUCGCAAACGACCCUUCUCAAAUUCCUCGACGGCUACCUCUCCGAACACUUCCAAAGCACCCCUUCGCCACCCUCACCAUCCAUACUCUCUCUCCCUUCCUCUCUCACCCAACUUCUCGCAUCCUUCACUCAAGAUCUAUCAACUCGGGACCGAUCUAAAGAUGGAAGGGAUGCGAAUACCCUUCAAGGUGCCGUCUUGGCCGUCACGUGUUUGAAUAGUUUGGGGUUGCAUGGGACGGAAGGGAGGGAAGCAAUUGCGGUGGGGAUUGGGCCAACGAUUGGUGAGUACUGCGGUUAUCUCUUUUUCGGAGAAGAGGAAGCUCAUGCAUUCGGGUUCCAUGCGGACUUUGAUUUUGAAUUUUGCAGCCCUCCUCGCCUUCGCCAACUCGCUCCCCACCCAAACACCUCAGAUGCCUUUACCCAAAAUAUCGCCCAUAGCAGAAGAUACCUCCACAUCACCAACACAGACAUGGCUAGACCCCCCAGCGAUAGGGCAAAUCAAACGCGAAUGCGUGCGUUUCCUCGCCAUCGCGUCAUCGGAUCAUUUCAAAGCCCAAGAAGAGAUUCGCGAGAAAGGGGGUUUGGUGAUGGUGUUGGGUAUGUGUCAAAUUGAUGAUUCGAAUCCCAGUGAGUUUUGGGUGUGGUGCGAGAAGAUUGGGUUGGGACUUGGGGUGGCAAACUGAUGGGUUGGGUUUUGAUUGGUGUUUUCUUAGCGUUGAGAGAACUUGCCUUGUUCGCAAUACGGAAUUUGCUCAAGGGAAAUGAGAGGAAUCAGGCUCUCGUGUGAGUGAAGGCUUUCUUCCGGGGCGUAUUGUCGCACGAUACCAACUCGCUGACUACCAUCGCCUCGGAUUCUCCCGCAGAGCCGGCCUCGAGCCACGCUACGUCGUCGGUCGGAAUGGCGAGUUGAGGGAUCUGCCAGCGGCUCUCCGACCUGAUGGUCGUCACACCCAAGAUUUCUAG